AUGGAUUCUCAUGAGGAAGUUGCCUCGCCGACGUUGCUUGUGGCUCCUGCUGCGGAGAUUUCUGCGACGCCGUUCACGCCGGAGUUCUGUCGACGGCAUUCGCCGUUGAGUAGCCAUCCGCCUGUCAAUGAUGUGCCAAGUCCUGUCGACAGCAAUGCAUCUGGUGACUCCGAUGUGCCCAGCAUUCCUGACAGCAACGACGAAGACUUUAGCACAGAGCACGUCUCGAUGUCCAAAAAGGUCCAAGGUAGGCUCAAUCGUUUCGCGGCGCGUGCGAAGAGUUUCGUCAAGGGUGUCAACCACAAGGUCGACAUCAACUGA
Fulvia fulva is the source of this 321-nucleotide messenger RNA. RefSeq lists its product as uncharacterized. Bases 1 to 321 code for a protein of 106 amino acids. NCBI's taxonomy places the organism in Eukaryota, Fungi, Ascomycota, Dothideomycetes, Mycosphaerellales, Mycosphaerellaceae. The transcript has 2 exons. The record is from RefSeq and is a predicted model, not a curated record.